ACUCGUUCGUCUUGGUUAUCAGUCAUCAUGUAUAAAGGGCAAACGGACUAUUCAGCUGAUUGUUGGGUUCAGGCACGGACGGACGUCUUCAAAGGUUCUUGAGGAACAGCAAUCAGCAGACGCAGCGCAAACAUGGGCAAGAAACUGGACGCUCUACUUGGAAGAACCUUCAAGGCGUCCAAGUUCAAAGCUCUUGUUAACCUUGCCAUCUCUCGCCUCGCCGUGCUGAAGAACCAGCGUGAGGUCCGUGGCUCCCAAGCCCGGUCAGACGUCGUCCACCUCCUCAACCUCGGCCACCAUGAACGUGCUCUCCUUCGGGUUGAGCAAGUGAUCAAGGAGCAGAACAUGUUGAACGUGUUUGUUAUGAUUGAAGGAUACUGCCAUCUCUUGAUGGAAAGAGUCGUCCUCAUUGAGAAUAACAAACAAUGCCCUGAUGAGUUGAAGGAGGCGAUAUCAAGCUUGAUUUUUGCUGCUUCCAGAUGUGGGGAGUUCCCGGAGCUCCAAGAGCUUCGUGCCAUCUUCACAUCAAGAUUUGGCAAGGAAUUUGCUGCCCGAGCAGUCGAGUUACGCAACAAUUGUCAGGUGAAUCCUAAGAUCAUACAGAAGAUGUCCACACGACAGCCAAAUUUGGAGAGCAGAUCGAAGGUGCUAAAAGAAAUUGCUUCGGAGAACGGGAUCAGUCUUCAUCUCGAGGAAGUUUCUUCUGAUACGAACAAACAAGAGAGAAUGGACCAGGAACAGAAGCAGAACCAUCACAAGCCUGACUUUUCUGCUAACCUGGAAGGUGCUAAGCUGGAAGAGAACAUACAUAGUUGGACCGAUGAUAUAGAAAAGGAUGAGCAAUUUUCUGGAUCAAUGAGAGCAAGGAAGAAAUACAGAGAUGUUGCUACUGCAGCUCAAGCUGCUUUUGAAUCCGCAGCUUUUGCGGCAGCUGCAGCAAGAGCCGCCGUGGAACUCUCCCGGUCUGAAUCCCAUGACAAAGAUCCCGAUGACCAUAGCGGUUCUACUCCUCGAUGGAGGAAUGAAUUAUAUACCGAUGGAUCGUCCAGAGCUGAAGUUGGGGUUCCCAGUGGGAGUUCUACUGCAAGGGAGGAUGAAGUUGAACGGUUGACUGCUGAGUUGGCUUCUGAGAAGAUUCAUCCUGUUGAUGAUUCUGGUUCUCAAUCGGAAAGUGAAGAACUUAAGAGCAACUAUGGGAAAAUUAAUCCAGAAGAAUUCAAAGAGAGUAAAAACAAAUCGGAAUUAGAGAGAUCACCAUCUGAUUCCAGUGCGGACUCAGAUGGUGAUGAUGAGGGAAGGACUGAACAAGGUGCAAUUCUAUGGGUAAGGCACUCUUACCUAGGUUUUAAUUGGAAGUCAAGAUUGCCAGAAGUUGGAGCCCCAAAAGUACGAAAAUUGAAUGCCACGAGCAAUGAAUCUUACUCAGAAGACAGUAGCGGUGGUAAGCUUGAUUUUCCAACCCAGAAGAGCCCACUAAAGUACCAAUCUGAUCUGCUUAUGAACGCAGAGAUAAGUAAGUCAGGAUCUGGAUAUGAAGAUGUUCCCAUGUCAUAUUCUGGUUUAGGAACAUCUCGGUUUGAAACUACGCAUAAACUGGAUUCAGAUGGGCAAAUCUCUCCACAUGAUCUGAACAUAGAAAAGAGGCCCGUCUCUGUGAGGACCAGAGGUACAUAUCGGUGGUAAGACCUAAGACGUAAACAGAGUAAGAGCCAAUAAUUUGUUCUAGGGGCUUCAAAUAUUCAGUUAUGGUCUAUUGUGACUUGCGGUAUGGAGCUUUGUAUUAUCUGUAACAUUUAUGAAUAUGUGAAGUUUAAUGUGAAUGCUUUGCAAGGA
Molecule: messenger RNA, 1833 nt
Organism: Nelumbo nucifera (sacred lotus)
Lineage: Eukaryota; Viridiplantae; Streptophyta; Magnoliopsida; Proteales; Nelumbonaceae
Product: Regulator of Vps4 activity in the MVB pathway protein
Biological process (GO): protein transport
Source: RefSeq, a predicted model, not a curated record